Aspergillus calidoustus is the source of this 1221-nucleotide messenger RNA. The record is from the annotation of a GenBank genome assembly. NCBI's taxonomy places the organism in Eukaryota, Fungi, Ascomycota, Eurotiomycetes, Eurotiales, Aspergillaceae.
AUGCUUCCUGCAUUUCAGAUAAAUAAUUUCAAGCCAUGGACCCCCCUUCCCGCGAAACCGUGUCCACCACACAGAACACUUAAUGCGUGCUCCCCACAAACUUCAUAUACCCCUAAUCCUGAGCCCUGUCAUGUUCUACUUCCAGGCACUUUGCCGCCUCCCAAACAUCACCUUCCGGCGCGACCACCGGCCGAAGUCUGCGUGCAAGUCAGUGCCAACACCCAGCCGGAGUCGGAGACAUUCGGGCGUAGAGCCGCGUCUCAACGGAGUUCUGUGCCCCAUGUUCCUGCUCCGGAUCUGAUCCGCCCCUGCUAUCCUCAGGACAAGACUAGAACCCCUACCGAGCCGCCUGGAUUCCAGGAAGAUGACGCAGCGCGUAAUGCCACGUCUCCGAGUACAUCUAGCUCGACCGAUAGUCUAGAGGACUUCUUCAGGGUACCAGACUCGCCCCAAGACAACAUCCCCAUUGAUCCGGUGAUUCUUGCCAAUCUCGGGCCUUGGGAGAGGGACGACCUCCAGCUACAUGCGCCCCCAGCAGACGGCAUCCCUAAUCCGGAGACAACCUGCCUGUAUCCUGAACCUCCAGCCAUUCUCAGCAGUGCAGCUAGCCGUUUUGAAGUGCCUGGCGAGAGGGAUGGUAGUGAUAAUGGCGGUAUUCAGGGAAGUCGUUAUGACUGCCAACGAAUGCACCCUCCCUCGCCCGGCGCCGGACCAGACCAGCCUUCCCCUGAUAGCCAUGGAACGCACCAGAUUAAGCGAAAAGCACGAACGUCAGACGGCGGAAUUCGCAAGUCGCCUCGAAUUCGCUCCACGUCAGUACCCAGGGAAGAUUCCUUCGCUGCCCUUCGGUCUCAGUUCACGUCUCUACCACUAAAUGACCGUUUGCAAUUUCUAUCCUGGCUAUUUGAAGGUGCACUAUCUCACUGCAUGUCUGACACCUCACAAACAGCAUGUGGAGAAUUGAAGGCACGGGAAAGCUGUCGCUCAAGGCCCCGGCCUGAGAUCAACCAAAGUCGGAGUGUUCGCAAGAGUGUCCGAAAGAACUCAAGAAAGGGUAUGCCAUGGUCCACGGAAGAGGUGGACCUCCUGGUAAGGCUGAGGAAGGACGAAGGUCGAUCAUGGUCAGACGUGACGAGGGUAUUCUCGAAGCAGUAUCCAGGGAGAAGUCAGGGCGCGAUACAGGUUUACUGGUGUACGACUCUCAGCAAGAAAGCGAGUUGA